Molecule: messenger RNA, 1713 nt
Organism: Aspergillus clavatus NRRL 1
Lineage: Eukaryota; Fungi; Ascomycota; Eurotiomycetes; Eurotiales; Aspergillaceae
Product: putative MFS alpha-glucoside transporter
Exons: 2
Coding region: 1-1713 (570 amino acids)
Biological process (GO): carbohydrate transport; transmembrane transport
Cellular component (GO): membrane
Molecular function (GO): carbohydrate:proton symporter activity
Source: RefSeq, a predicted model, not a curated record
AUGGACUCCAAGGUGCAGGAUGGCAUUGAGCCAACCAAGGGCGACGAUGAGCGCCGGGCUUCAACGGCAUCGGUGGCCAAGAUCAUUCAGAAUGCCAAAGCAGCAACAGACAAGGAGCAGCGCAUGUCGCUCUGGGAGGGUAUCAAGACCUAUCCCAAAGCGGUCGGAUGGAGUCUGCUGAUCUCCACCUGUAUUGCCAUGGAGGGUUAUGACAUCUCCCUCGUCAACAACUUCUACGCUUUCUCGCAGUUCAAUCGCAAAUAUGGCGAACUGACGGCCGAUGGUACCUAUCAGGUUCCUGCUCGGUGGCAAGCAGGCCUGAGCAACGGCGCCGCAGUGGGAGAAAUCAUCGGUCUCUUCCUCAACGGCUGGGCUUCGGAACGGUUUGGAUACCGCUAUACCCUGAUCACCUGUCUUAUCCUGAUCACCGCAUUCACCGCCAUCUUCUUCACGGCUCCCAACGUACAAGCGCUCCUCGCGGCGGAAAUCCUGGCCGGUGUUCCCUGGGGAGUGUUCCAAACGCUGACCAUCACCUAUGCCUCCGAGGUCUGCCCCGUGGCUCUGCGCGGAUAUCUCACCACCUAUGUCAACUUCUGCUGGGGUCUCGGGCAGUUGAUCGGUAUCGGGGUGAUCAGGUCGAUGAUCAACCGUGACGACGAAUGGGCCUACCGCAUUCCCUACUCCCUGCAGUGGAUGUGGCCGGCGCCGCUGCUUCUGGGGAUCGCCCUCGCGCCUGAAUCGCCCUGGUGGCUAGUGCGCAAGGGCAAGAUCCAACAAGCCAAGAAAGCCCUGCUGCGCUUGACCAGUGUCCGGGAGGAAUCCGACUUCAACGCCGACGAAACGAUUGCCAUGAUGGUUCACACGACCGCUCUGGAGGAGAAGAUCACCAAGGGCGCCAGCUACUUCGACUGUUUCAAGGGGGUGGACCUGCGCCGCACCGAGAUCGUCUGCAUGGUCUGGGCCAUGCAGAACCUGAGUGGCAACUCCUUCUCCAACUACUCGACCUACUUCCUCGAACAGGCCGGCCUGGACGCAUCCAAGGCCUACUCGUUCGCCAUGGGCCAGUACGGCAUCAACAUGGCGGGUGUCUUCGGCGCCUGGUUCCUCAUGUCCAUGGGCUUCGGGCGUCGGACCCUGUACCUGGCCGGCCUCUGCGGGCUCUGCGUCAUGCUCCUCGUCAUGGGCUUCCUCGGGCUCGUCCCCGAGGCGCACCGCGACCAGGCCUCGCUCGCCACGGGCUCGAUGAUGAUCAUCUGGGCGCUGGUCUACCAGCUCAGCGUGGGCACCGUCGCCUACUCGCUCGUGGCGGAGAUCUCCACGCGCCGCCUGCAGAUCAAGACCGUCGUCCUGGGCCGCAACCUGUACAACGUCGUCGGCAUCAUCUGCGGCGUCUUCACCCCCUACAUGCUCAACCCCACCGCCUGGGACUGGGGCAACUACACCGGCUUCUUCUGGGGCGGCAUCUGCUUCCUCUGCAUCAUCUACACCUACUUCCGCGUCCCCGAGCCCCGGGGCCGCACCUUCGCCGAGCUGGACCUCCUCUUCGAGCGCAAAGUCAGCGCCCGGAAGUUCGCCACCACCCACGUCGACGUCUUCGACGAGACCCUCGAGAGCCAGGUCGUCGACAACUAUAACGCGCAGCGCGUGAUGGCGGUCAACGAGACUCCGCACGCCGAUGAGAAGCAGGCAACCCACUCGACGCAACCGGCUUGA